AUGGCCGAGGGUGAACGGUCUGGUCGUGGCGAGGCGGAGAUCUAUGACGACGCGGUCUGGACCGACGGUGACUUCGAGGUCAUCACCACUGCCGACAAUGUGCGCUUCCGCGUCCCGAGCUUCCACCUCUUCAGCUCGAGCGCCGUGCUCCGCAAUGCCCACAGCGUUGCCAAUGGUGCCAAGUGCAAGAUCACCUUUACCGACCCAGAUUGCGAGACCGCCGACAUCUUCCGCCUGUUCCUUGGUCUCGCCAGCAAAGGCCGUCUCCUUGCCGCAUGGACCCUCGAUCCUGUCCGGCAGCUGGUGAUGUUCCUCGACAAGUACGAGUGCAUUCAGGCCCGCCGUCUCUUUUCUUCGAGAUUUGAGAUCGAGAUUCGGCGUAGCGGCACACGCGCCCAUGACCUCUUCCUCGUUGCAGCAGCCAUCGGCGACACCUCACUCUGUCGUCUCAUCCUGACGAGGCAGGCAAAGCAAGUCUGGGGCAAGCCCAGGGAAGGGACGAAGGCCAAACCUCUGGACGGCACCCCGGGAUGGUGCGUCUGGGACUGCCGGCACUGGCCCUCGUCGACGUGGAACUGUGGUGUUCCUAACAAAUACCUGUUCGCGCUCGCGCGAGCCUUCGGGCAGGGAGGAAGUUCCAAACCGUUGGCCGACGAGUUUGAGCGCUAUCUCGGGCUGGUCGAGAGUAGCAACGCUCUUUGA
This is a messenger RNA of Cutaneotrichosporon oleaginosum, 702 nucleotides long. RefSeq lists its product as uncharacterized. The record is from RefSeq and is a predicted model, not a curated record. NCBI's taxonomy places the organism in Eukaryota, Fungi, Basidiomycota, Tremellomycetes, Trichosporonales, Trichosporonaceae.